Spizellomyces punctatus DAOM BR117 is the source of this 3413-nucleotide messenger RNA. RefSeq lists its product as uncharacterized. Lineage: Eukaryota; Fungi; Chytridiomycota; Chytridiomycetes; Spizellomycetales; Spizellomycetaceae. Gene Ontology annotation, biological process: potassium ion transport. The record is from RefSeq and is a predicted model, not a curated record. Bases 1 to 3216 code for a protein of 1071 amino acids. The transcript is spliced from 13 exons. Gene Ontology annotation, cellular component: membrane.
AUGGCAGAACGUCAACCACUGCUCGCAUCGGCAGGUGUGUCUUCUCGGCCUCCUGCUCCCAAGACCAAAGGAGUUCAUCCGGUCUGGUCACCAUCCGGGAAGAAAUGGCUAAAAAAACCCACAGCAAGAGCACGACCUGGACGUAAUUUCGACGACGGGCCCGUCUCGCGCAAGAGGGGUGACAGUAGCUCUGAAGAUGAAGACAAUGACUGUCAUUACUUGGAUACGGGAAUUACAGGAAAUGUAGGGGAGAAAAUCAGACAGCCUUCGGCGCGGGAGCGCUGGGCAUACUAUCUGGACUAUACAACCCUGGGCCGAUGGUGGCAUGUUCUCGAUGCCGCGUUGAAUGUUGCAUUCGUUCUGCUCUUUGUGUACAUGACAACCUAUAUCAUUGCUCCAAAGCGAGGUAACCCAAAUCUUCCUCCACAGCGACCAGCACCCCCGCCCGAUGGUCUCUUUGUUGCAGACUUGGUGCUUGCUUGUGCGAUACUGACCCAAUGGCUACCGAGGGUUUAUUUAUCUUUGGAUCCAAUGGCAGACUUGGUCUCAUGGUUCUCUCUGGUGUCCUUUUUGGCGACGUUGCCGGUUAUAUGGGCGUUCGUUCAAAAGGACGACGCGAAGUCAGAUUACCUUGAUGCAAGUCAGGUUCUUGCGUUCCUCUACCCCUUACGAUUCUGGCGAAUGCAUUUAUCCAUUAUGAUGGUCUUUACGCCAAGCAAAAACGUCGCCUUCAAUUUCUCCCCGAUCACGCAGAAAGCCGUGAGAUUGGGUCUCUCCAUUUUCAAUACUUUAAUCACUGUGACUGCUUGGGUUCAUAUUUGUUUGUACAUAAUUCAGAAAUAUUAUGAUCUUAGUUUUUUUGAUGUGUUUUAUACAAUCGCUGUCUCUUCAACGUCCGGGUUGAGCACUCAGAUCAUACCAGACAAUCCAUUUAGUCGCAUUGUCAUCAUGUACGUGAUGAUAGUGGGGGCGAUAUUUAUUCCCACAAAUCUUGCCGACCUUCUAGCAUUGAUUCGUAAUAAAUCGAAAUACGACCGUUCAUACAAGUCCACCAACCGCUCACAUGUCCUAAUUGCGGGUAAUUUUGAGAUCACAUCAUUACGCGACUUCCUGUGGGAAUUCUUUUGCGAGGAUCAUGGAGCAGCCACGAUGACGACGCAGGUUGUGCUUUUAAAUCCCUACGAACCCAGCGAAGAAUUGGAGGCCUUACUCGCCGAUCCCCUCUACUUGAGUAGGGUUCGGUAUGUAAAAGGGAGUCCGAUGUCUUUCAGGUCUUUAGAAAAGGCACAGGCUUCCACUGCGAAAGCAUGCUUUGUACUUGCUUCACGGUUGUCGGAUAAGCCCGCCGUUGAGGACGAUGCCGAGACAGUAAUGACCGCCCUUGCCAUCAAAAAAUUCCAUAAAAAGGCCAACAUUUUUGCGCAAGUCAUAUUGCCCGGUAACAAAACCCACUUUCAGAUUUUAGCGGAUCACAUACUGUGCAUUGAUGAGUUCAAACUUGGAAUGCUAGCACAGAGUUGUUUGGCACCGGGAUUCUCCACACUCCUCUACCUCCUUACCACAUCCAUCCCAGACGCCGUGAAGAAAGCGCUGAAAAGCAAGAAGCGGUUGGCUGCCUGGGUCGAUGAGUUUGCGGAUGGGGCAGAAAUGGAGAUUUACGCGGUGACUCUUUCUUCAGCCUUCGCUGGAAUGAGCUUCCCUGAGGUUGCUGAAAGAGUCUAUAUGGUCCACUUUGCUGUCUUGUUUGCUGUCGGGUUUAAGACAGAUGACUCUGAACCGUGGAUUGUGAUGAAUCCCCAAGACUAUAUCAUCAAGGGCGGAGAAACUGCGUACAUCAUUACCACUCAAAGUGCAGUCGCCGAAACCAUUGCUACUCAAGGUGUGGUGCUAAACGACGUACCCGAUACACCGGUAGGAUCUUUGUGGAAUGGUGUUGGUACAAGCUGGAGCAAGGAAGCGACUGUGGAUAUGGGAAUAUCACAAAUGGAUGGCGAUCAGGAACAAGGAGCAUCAUUUUACGAUGAUCGAACUGAAAACCCAUCACGAUCUCCGCCAGUCAAAUCUUUCUCGUCAGGGUCUUUAUCGGCGUCUGCGAAGGAUGAUUUGAUCAGUUUCGGGCAAAAGGCCCGACCGACUGCUAGCGUUGAACAAGAACCGCCAUCGGCCGCGUCAAUUCUAAGCAGUGCGCUACCACGCGGAAAAUUUAAGGAAUCCGAUGUUGCGCCGACAGAACCCACCACAGUCUCGGUCCCGGAUAGUGUCGUGGAUCAUGUGCUAAUAUGCAGUUUGAGUCCUACUUUCCCUCAAAAUCUGGCAUUUUUCAUCGCCCCUUUCCGUCACAAGGAUCUACGGCCUAUUGUGAUCCUCUGCGCCGAGGAGCCUGCUGCCGAUCAAUGGAUAAAAUUGGCUGCUUUCACGGAGGUCUAUUAUAUUGUUGGCACACCGCUGCUAAGAAAGGAUUUGCAGAGGGCUAAAGUGGAGAAAGCUUGGCGGGCCGUCAUCAUGGCUAAUCCUCAACAACCAAAUGUGGCAGACCGUGCGGCUGAUGCCCAAGCCCUCUUGUCCGUUUUGAAUGUGCAGGCAAUGACAUCGGUCGUAGAUGAAAGGCACAUUUUCACAAUGGUAGAAUUCAUCCAUGCAGAAAAUGCCAAGUUCAUCGGUCAUGGGGAGAAAUAUUAUAACGAUGGUGUACAUGGGCACAACCUGAUGCCGUGCUUUGUAGCCGGCCACGUUUUCUUCAACGCCAUGUUUUCCUCUCUAUUGUGCCAGACAUAUUAUAACCCCCAUCUUCUCCAUGUUCUCAAGCAUUUCAUCUUCAACGGAACCCAUACACCACCACAACAUACUACCACUGCGGAAGCCCACCCUACCACCUUGUUUCGUUCCGAUAGCGCACCAUCGUGGUUCAAUUACCUUGCCCAUGUUAGGGCGCCUCAACCCUCACAUCCAGAAAACGAUCCCGAUGACAAAUCACAAGUCCACGGCAAUCUGUUUCAGAUAUCGCUCCCAAGCGAUGGCCGCUUCACGGGUGUGAGCUACGGUGCCUUGUUCAGGUCUCUGCUCCGAAAUCAUCGAACGUUGGCAUUGGGAUUGUACAGGAGGACGGUGGAGCGCAACAACCUGGUAAAAUAUGUGGUUGUGAAUCCCAGGCCAUCGUUGCGAGUUCGAGAGGACGAUCUGGUGUAUGUUUUUGCGGAGAAGAUUCCCAUCUGGUGAUAAGGCACUCUUCAAUGUAGAUAAAGGGGAACCGAUUUUAGAUAGAUUAGGCAGAACUAGUAGAUUUUCAUUUUUUAUUCUGUACAGAUGAACUUCGUUCAUUGGUUGUCCAUAGACUUAACACAUCACGACUCUCCAUACAACUAGAGAGAUAUCGUCAUUCGCUCUGAAAUAAAGAAUCAUUAAUGUUUUUACGC